Molecule: messenger RNA, 2171 nt
Organism: Juglans regia (Persian walnut)
Lineage: Eukaryota; Viridiplantae; Streptophyta; Magnoliopsida; Fagales; Juglandaceae
Product: CASP-like protein 2D1
Exons: 3
Coding region: 451-1116 (221 amino acids)
Source: RefSeq, a predicted model, not a curated record
GUGAUGAUUUUGACUUUUGAGGGGGCAAAAUGAUGGAAUUGAGUAGCAGAACUCUUAUAUGAAAUUUAGGAACUUCUAUCAUGUUAGUGGUGAGAGUUGCAGAAGUUUUUGUCCGGACCAACUGAAUAGGCAAAUCCACAAAAUGAAUGGAUCGGAUUGAAAAAAUGGUCACCUUCCCAAAGCCAAAAAUCUGAGUUGGUAGGAGAAAAACAGUACCCAAAAUUCUGAGAAGUUCUACUGUCCCAACAAAUACAUGUCUAAAAGCGACAUCAAGCACUAAGCAGAGGCUUCUUUUGAUUCUAGAAUUGCUAAAAAGCGAGUCUCGAGAUCAUGUGGAAUCAAUCAUACGGGUCUGCCAGAUCAUUCCAAACCAAUGAUACCCAUCAUUCUUAGACUGAAAAAGUAAACAGCACUCACUAUUUCUCACUCUUCGCACUAGAAAGGCCAUGGAUGAUCUGUCACUCCCCGUUUAUUCUAGCAUUCCUCUUUCACACCAGAGAGUGGAUUAUAUUUAUCCCCACAACCCCAUCUCAGUUUAGUUAUAAUAUCCCAGUAUCUCUCCUUGCCUCAGUUCUUUCUAGUGUUAAAAACUUAAAAGGUGGUGGUUUUUUUUAUUCGAGAAUGAGAACAGAUCUUGAUGCCAAUGCAACCAGCUCUAUUGACGACAUCCCAAAGCUCAAGUUCCUUGACUGUUCUCUUAGGGUCUGCUCGAUUCCUCUUAGGGCUGCAACCAUGUGGCUAACUGUGACAAACCAGCAGGAUAACAGCAGCUAUGGGAGACUGGAGUUCGGCAAUCUUAUGGGCCUCAAGUACAUGGUUUUCAUCAGUGCUAUUUGUGCUUGUUACGCUUUUGUUGCUGCUCUUUCUCUAUGGUGCAAAUGCUUUGUAGCAAAACCCUGGCUCUUCUUUGUCUCCGACCAGACUGUAGCUUACUUAAUGGUCACGUCCGGGGCUGCAGUGUUGGAGAUACUCUACUUGGCUUACAAUGGUGACAGGGAAGUCACAAGGAGCGAAGCCUGUAGUUCCUAUGGAAGGUUUUGCAGUAAAAUGACUGCCCCCUCUACAUUGUACUCAACUUCUUCGAUCAAGAAUAACUUUGGGCUGUGGCAUUUGUGACUUGGAUUCCAUUUGGAAUCACAAUAGUAACACAGACCUCUCUCCCUUCUACUUUUCAUUUGGGCUUGACUUAUUUUUGCACAAGUACAAUGGUUUUGUUCUGAUUUUUUGUUGGAUCUGAUGGUGGGGGGUUGAAAUGGUAUUUUAGGGAGGUUGGUUCACUAGAGUUGUUGGUGAAGGCCUAUUUGGUAGUUUUCUAGGUAGGUUUAGGUUUUCCUCUUAGAUUUUGGUUAGACUGUAGACAGUGAUAAGGUUUGAAGGAUUAAACAUUCUUAUAGGCAUUCUAAUGCCAUCCCUCAGCCUGCUUAGAAAACAACAAAGCCCUUACCCUUAUGAUAAUCCCCGUAACUUGUUUGACAAAAUUUCAAAGCAAGCCUUGUAAGCUUCAAUAGUAGAGGUUUGUCUUAGGUGUGUAAGCUGUUCCAUAGGAUCAUCAUAACAGCUAGUGCCAAACCUUACUUACAAGACUUUCACAAAUUCUUCCCAUCCAGUCAACAGCCUAGACUCAUCUAGGUUUUGGAACCACACAAGGGCCUAGCCCUUCAUGUGAAAUGAGACAAGCCUCAUUCUAUGUUGCAUAGGUGUUAUGGAAGGUAAAAAAUUGAUUUACCUUAUAGAGCCACCCCAAAGGUUCUUCCCCAUGAAAAGUAGGAAACUCCAACCUCACUGUGCGUGGUUGGAUGUCCUCUAUGUGUGACAGUGCAUGCUCCUGUCUGGGCUCUUGUUGGUUGGAUGAUGAAUCUUCAAAUUGAUUGGUGCUUUCCUUUGUAGCUUGACGAUUAAGGAAGAGAGUUGGUGAGCCACGGCUUCAACUUGCUUGCGCAUGGCAAGCAUCUCACCCUCCACAAUUUUCUCCACUUGUUUCCUCAAGGCCUGCAUCUCCAGCUCCAUUGCCUUGAACUGAGAAUUGGUGGACUUCUUCAGGGCAUUCAACCCUGACUGUAACGGACUAUAUCUUGUACCUUCAACCAUGGAAACCAAUGAGGUAGAGAAUCGGCUUCUCUGAUACCAGCUGUAAUAAACCCACUUAGUUGUAAAGGAAAAAUUAUGAAAUA